This is a messenger RNA of Humulus lupulus (European hop), 4618 nucleotides long. RefSeq names its product enhancer of mRNA-decapping protein 4-like. The coding region runs from base 295 to 4398 and encodes 1367 amino acids. The record is from RefSeq and is a predicted model, not a curated record. Gene Ontology annotation, cellular component: P-body. The transcript has 12 exons. Gene Ontology annotation, biological process: deadenylation-independent decapping of nuclear-transcribed mRNA. Lineage: Eukaryota; Viridiplantae; Streptophyta; Magnoliopsida; Rosales; Cannabaceae. Gene Ontology annotation, molecular function: protein binding.
UAUUACCAUUACGACUUCGCCAUCGCCACUGGGUUUUUAUUAAUCAAGUUUCUAAAGUUUGGAUUUUUUAUUCAAAUUCUCAAAUCUCAUUAUCUCAAUCCAGGAAAGAAUAAUACCAAAAGGAGAAGUGUAAUCCAAAAUCCAUCAUUGGAUUGGAUUUGUUUUUUAUUGGAGGAUAUCUUCUUCUAUUCUAAACAUAUCUUAUUCUUAAUAACAAUUAUAGCUGUACUUAGUUGUAUACUUAAGAAGAAAAUCACUCGUUAACUCUUUUUUCUUACUCAUUUUCUUUCUUUCAUGGCUUCCCCCACUGGGGUUAACAACAACCUAAAUCCAAACUUGACCUAUAAUCAGAACCAGAGCCACCAUCAGCCACCGCCUCUCUUCGAUAUUCAUCAGCUCUUCAAACCCUCUCCCGGUUCGACCUUCCCUGUCCCCACCACCAUCCCUUCUCUUUCUCCUGCUUCUUACCCUCCACCCACUGGCGCCUCCACUCUCCCAUUUCAUCACCUCCCCAACCUCAACAUGCCGCAGCCUCCUAGCCCCGGACCCAUCUCCUACGCCGCCGCCAUAUCCACUGCGCCUUCCCCCGCCCCUUCUCCACCUCCGCCUUCUUCUUCCCCUACCCCCAAUAUUACUAGCGGGGCUCGCUUGAUGGCUCUAUUGAACAACACCCAAAAAUCUCCAUCCGCUUCCAAUCUCGAUUUGCCUCCCCCGCCGAUGUUCAUUCCUUUUGAUUCUUCUCCUUCGUCUUCGUCGGCGGCGGCAGCAGCAGCGCCCGGUAACGCUAUGGUGGCGCCUACUCCUCCGAUGAGAAUGCCCAGCAGGAAACUUCCCAAGGGACGCCAUUUGAUCGGCGACCGCGCUGUUUAUGACAUCGAUGUGAGGUUGCAGGGUGAGGUGCAGCCUCAACUGGAGGUCACUCCCAUCACCAAGUACGGGUCUGAUCCCACCCUCGUCGUUGGCCGUCAAAUUGCGGUGAAUAGAUCUUAUAUAUGCUACGGACUGAAGCCCGGUGCGAUCAGGGUUCUUGAUAUUAAUACUGCUUUGAGAGCUUUGCUUCGAGGCCACACUCAGAGAGUCACUGACAUGGCUUUCUUUGCUGAGGAUGUUCACCUUUUGGCCAGUGUAAGUGUUGAUGGACGGGUUUUCAUAUGGAAGAUUCAUGAAGGCCCAGAUGAGGAUGACAAGCCUCAAAUUAUUGGGAAAAUUGUUGUUGCAAUUCAAAUAGUAGGAGUGGGAAAGGCAGUUCAUCCAAGGCUGUGUUGGCAUCCUCACAAACAAGAAAAUUUGAUUGUUGCAAUUGGAAAUUACAUCCUGAAAGUUGAUAUAUUGAGAGUUGGAAAGGGGAAAACAUUUUCGGCAGAGGAACCUCUUCAAUGUCCUAUUGAUAGGCUGGUUGAGGGGGUCCUGUUAGUUGGUAAGCACGAUAGUGAAAUCACUGAAUUAUCAAUGUGCCAAUGGAUGGCCACCCGGUUGGCUUCAGCAUCAAUGGAUGGCAUGGUGAAAAUUUGGGAUGACCGUAAGGCGUUACCACUUGCUGUGUUAAAACCACAUGAUGGUGUUCCUGUUAAUUCUGUGACAUUUUUAACUGCACCUCACCGUUCUGAUCAUAUUGUGCUUAUCACUGCGGGGCCACUCAAUAGGGAAUUGAAGAUGUGGACCUCCAUGAAUGAGGAGGGAUGGCUCUUGCCUUGUGAUGCUGAAUCAUGGCACUGUACCCAGACCUUGGAAAUAAUGAGCUCUGCUGAAUCCAAUGUUGAGGAAGCGUUUUUCAAUCAAGUUGUUGCAUUGCCACGGGCAGGUCUGUUUCUACUUGCAAAUGCAAAAAAGAAUGCUAUAUAUGCUGUACAUAUUGAGUAUGGGCCUGAUCCAGCUGCAACCCGUAUGGAUUACAUUGCUGAGUUUACUGUCACAAUGCCUAUUCUAAGUCUUACUGGGACAAGUGAUAGCUUACCAGAUGGGGAUCAUGUCGUACAGGUUUACUGUGUCCAAACACAAGCUAUUCAGCAGUAUGCGUUAAACUUAUCACAAUGUUUGCCACCGCCCCUAGAGAAUGUAGAAUUGGAGAAAAUAAAGUCAGUUGCAUCUCGACCUUUUGAUACUGUUGAUAGUUCUGCCAUGCUGGAAUCAUCCCAUAAAAGUAAACCGUCUGAUAUUGCUCCCUCAGCAAGCCAUCUUGUAAAAAUAACUUCUGCUGAGGUUACAAGCUUGCCUAUAGUAUCUACUUCACGGGCAGAUUGCGAGACAAUUGCUACCCCAUCUCAGAUCUUAGGUGAAAAAGUUCAUCCAUCUUCAACCUCUCUUUCUUUGAGUCCAAGAUUAUCACGAAAUUUGUCGGGUUAUAAUAAUUUACAAAAUAGCAAUGGCACUAGUCUGCCUCUCAAAGAUCAUGUUGGUGAUCAGGAUGUUGUCAAAGAUAAUGUUUCUGAUGCAUCUUCCUUGACAGACAAUCUCAGGAAGGGUGACAAAGAUGUUACACAAGGUGAUGUUUCUGUGGCUUCUAAUCGUGCUGUAGCAUUUAGACACCCAACACAUCUAGUAACUCCAUCAAUGAUAUUAUCUACAGCUGCUUCAUCUUCUGAACAUUCUCAGAUUAGUCAGGGCAUGACUGCCUUAGAGGCAAAGGUUGAAGAUGUUAUCAACAAUGAUGCAGAGAGCAAUGAAGUAGAGGUUAAAGUUAUUGGAGAAACAGGAACUAUUAAAAGCAAUGAGGGUGACAUUUAUAGAGAAUCUCACAUUGUUCUUGAUGACAAAAAGAAGAAAGCCUUUUACUCCCAGGCCUCAGAUCUUGGUUUUCAGAUGGUACGGGAUUGCAUCGACACUUAUAGUGUGGAGGGAAUUGUCAAUGCUAAUGAUGGUGGUGUUAUUGAGACACGAGAGCAAAAUGAAGUCCAAGAUGUGACAAAAGAUGUCACUGAUGUCACUCUCAAGGGUGGUGACUCAGAUACUAACGUAAUAACCCCGGUCCAAGCUACAAAAGGGAAAAGGCAGAAGGGAAAAAAUUCACAAGCAUCUGGUCCAUCUUCCUCUUCUCCAAGCCCAUUUAACUCCGCUGAUUCAUCAAAUGAACCUGAUGGCGUGUCAGGCACACCACCUGCAGAAGCUGCGUUGCCCCAUUUAUCAGCUAUGAAAGACAUGCUGAAUCAGUUAAUUGGAACACAAAAAGAACUGCAGAAACAGAUGAAUGUGAUGGUUUCUGGCCCGGUUACCAAAGAGGGUAAACGACUAGAGGGUUCCCUGAGCCGGUGCAUGGAGAAAGUUGUUAAGGCUAAUUCAGAUGCUUUAUGGGCUCGUUUCCAAGAAGAAAAUGGUAAACAAGAGAAGUUGGAACGAGACCGUACUCAGCAAUUGACAAACUUGAUCACCAAUUCUAUAAACAAGGAUCUGCCAACCAUGUUAGAGAAAACUUUUAAGAAGGAAAUAGCUUCCAUUGGACCAGGUUUAGCUCGAUCAAUAACUCAAAUUACAGAGAAAGCCAUAUCUUCAGCAAUUACAGAGUCUUUCCAGAAAGGAGUAGGAGAGAAGGCAGUGAAUCAAUUGGAGAAAUCAGUUAGUUCAAAACUUGAGGCCACAUUGGCCAGGCAAAUCCAAGCACAGUUUCAAACUUCUGGAAAGCAAGCACUUCAGGAUGCGUUAAGGUCAAGCUUGGAAUCUUCCCUCAUUCCCACAUUUGAGGGGUCAUGUAAAAACAUGUUUGACAACGUUGAUGCUGCAUUUCAGAAAGGGUUUGUGAAACAUACAAGUGCUACCCAGAAGCAAUUUGAGUCAACACAUUCUCCACUGGCUGCUGCUCUAAGGGAUGCAAUUAAUUCGGCAUCAACCAUCACUCGAACCUUGAGUGGAGAAUUAACUGAAGGCCAACGUAAACUGUUGGCUUUUGCAGCUGCAGGUGCUAGCUCACAAGGACCAAAUUCUUUAACAACACAGUUGAGUAAUGGCCCUCUUGCUAGCGUACACGAAAUGGCCGAAGCACCUGUUGACCCUAUAAAGGAAUUAUCAAGGCUGAUUGCUGAGCGCAAAUUUGAGGAAGCAUUUACAGGAGCCCUCCACAGAAGCGAUGUUUCCAUAGUUUCCUGGUUGUGUUCUCAGGUAGAUUUACCGGGAAUUAUGUCACUAGUGCCACUGCCUCUAAGCCAAGGAGUUGUACUGGCUCUUCUCCAGCAAUUGGCAUGCGACAUAAGCAAUGACAUGUCAAGAAAGCUGGCAUGGAUGACAGAUGUGGCUGUAGCUGUAAAUCCAACUGAUCCCUUGAUUGCAUUGCAUGUCCGGCCAAUAUUUGAACAAGUUUACCAGACACUUGAAUAUCAGCGCAAUCAAUCCACCACUUCAGCCUCAGAUGUCAACAGCAUUCGCCUUCUUAUGCACGUAAUCAACUCUGUGUUGAUGAGCUGUAAAUGAUUGUUUCGACUUGUCUAGUAUUUGUUAGUGCAACUUUGUUGUAUAGCAAGAAAUCUAGGAAGUUCGCUUGGGAUAUCUUACUUUGUAAUUUUAUGAUUUGUAUUGUAUAAAAAUAGUUGUAACAAAAUCCAUCCAUUUCAAAUUCAUAGCAACAUCUAGAAGGGAAGUGUUAGCUACAAUGAUUAUUUUUUUCCUAAUGAAUCAUAAGUUGAAACUUGAA